AGUCUCUCCUUCCUUCACAUUAGUUAUUUCCUGAGAAAACAAACUCACGUUCUUGGGAAAAUAAGAAAAAAUAGAGAGUGAAGGCUAUGGCAUUUGCAGGAACAACCCAGAAAUGUAUGGCCUGUGACAAGACUGUUUAUCUGGUGGAUAAGUUGACUGCCGACAACCGGGUGUACCACAAGGCCUGUUUCCGGUGCCAUCACUGCAAAGGAACUCUCAAACUGAGUAAUUACAAUUCCUUUGAGGGAGUUCUGUACUGCAAGCCACAUUUUGAUCAAACUUUUAAAAGAACUGGCAGUCUUGACAAGAGCUUUGAAGGUACACCAAAAAUUGCAAAGCCAGAGAGACCUGUUGAUAGUGAGAAACCUGCAGCAGCUAAAGCCUCGAGCAUGUUUGCUGGUACCAGAGAAAAAUGUGUUGGCUGUAAGAAUACUGUAUAUCCAAUUGAGAAGGUUACAGUGAAUGGAACUCCCUACCACAAGAAUUGUUUCAAAUGCAGCCAUGGAGGAUGUGUAAUCAGUCCAUCCAAUUACAUUGCACAUGAAGGCCGGCUCUACUGCAAACACCACCACGGCCAGCUUAUAAAGGAAAAAGGAAACUUAAGUCAGCUUGAAGGUGAGCACGAGAAGGACAAGAUGAAUGUUAGUUAAUGCAAAAGAAGUUGCUGCUGAAUCUUGUUCUGCUUGAUGCACCUUUUGUUCUUCUGUCAUUUAUCCUGUGUUUUCCUGCCCUGUCCUGGACUCUGUUUUACAUCCCCUGUAUCCGCAGUUCCAAGGGUUUUAUGCUUACGAGACACCAAAAAAAUUCUUGUUACAUAUAAAUAUAAUUGAAGAUUUGGA
Molecule: messenger RNA, 839 nt
Organism: Rubroshorea leprosula
Lineage: Eukaryota; Viridiplantae; Streptophyta; Magnoliopsida; Malvales; Dipterocarpaceae
Source: the annotation of a GenBank genome assembly